AUGUACACGGGUCUUUCCCACCCACGCUUGGCCGAUGAUCUGAGCCGUACGGCACGUGUGCCCCAUGCUGAUAUGGAAGCAUGCUUAGCGCACUCGUUCGAUCAAGACGCGGAGCGUAUUAUGGCGUAUGCUCUGGCGAGCAAGCCCAAAAGCGACAUAUGGCAUCACAUCGUCGCCCACCGGUGGCCGCACAUGCCCAGCACACUCCGCCUAGCACCAGCAGCCCAGCACCAAUUGGCAUGGCUCGUCUGCACAGGCCACUUGCAUCCCUCCAGUCCAUGUACGGCAUCUGAGUGGCUCAGUCUGACCGACGCCCUUGCUUCCCACCAUUGGCCCGAGGCAGCCCAGCUCAUCGCAGCCUAUGCUAUGAUCACUUGGGAUACCCAGGCCUGCGCGCCUCUGGUCACCAAGCCGUACGUGCUGGCUGACACCGCCUUUUGGGAGUGCAUGCCGCAGUGCCCUCGUGCAGCUGCCUUGCUACCGACCGUACCGCCUACUUGGCGAGCUCACCUGCUAUCUUGCGUCAUGGCGCAUGCAUCAGGCGAUACCUGCCUUGCGUACAUUGACGCCGUUCGGCACUAUGGUCUCGAUGCAGAUCGCCUGUCCCUCGUUCCACUGACCACGGAGCCGAGGCAAGAUGUGCUUCCCUCCGCUCGUGCCUGGCCUCACAUUCUCGAUACGUGCAGCCCCCUCCUGAGCUAUAUACUACACUUGCUCACGUCGCGCCUCGACGUACACAAUGCGCCGCGCAUGUACGAAUACGUUGUGGGACAUAUUCUCUUGCCCGACGACGGCCCCAUCCCAACCAAGGAUGCCCUCCGUGUCGUGGAACAGGCGCAGCAGGACAUUGUACAGUUCUUGCAUGCACACUGGGUGCAUGUACGCGCCGCGCGCGGCUUCGACGCACUCCCGCGAUGGUGCCUCAAAGAACUCAGCGACGAAUUGGGCAUCGAUGCGCCUGACCUUACGCUCGACUAUACGCCGACCUCCUCCGCCACGGUCAGUGAUGCUCAAAGCACCGUUGGCAUGACUAGUGCAGGGCUGAACACGACGCGAGCACCUACGCACCGCGGUCCCGCGAGUAUGUAUGCGGCUGUACUCAACAAGAGCGCUGCUGCACACGCCUCGAUUAAAAGUCAAGCGACUGUCUCUGCGCAAUGCGUUUCUGCUCCUGCGCCUGCCGCACGAUCCGCGUGCACACCUGAUCAAACUGUGCGACAAAGGGACGCAAGCUCGUAUUUUCCCACUCAUUAUGGCCCGACGCCUCGGCCACUUGAUUCAGCUCUUGCAGUACCUGCUCGACGGUCGGUGCAGAUGUCUGAGGAUCAAACGACUGAAUCUGCUCUAGCUCGAGCGGAACACAAAUGCGGCCUGUCGACGGAUGCACCACAAAAGGCGCCUUGA
Molecule: messenger RNA, 1404 nt
Organism: Malassezia restricta
Lineage: Eukaryota; Fungi; Basidiomycota; Malasseziomycetes; Malasseziales; Malasseziaceae
Product: CAP-Gly domain protein
Exons: 1
Coding region: 1-1404 (467 amino acids)
Source: RefSeq, a predicted model, not a curated record